This is a messenger RNA of Mirounga angustirostris (Northern elephant seal), 8649 nucleotides long. It is a transcript of the gene TMEM191C, whose product is annotated as transmembrane protein 191C. The transcript is spliced from 10 exons. Bases 6018 to 7088 code for a protein of 356 amino acids. Lineage: Eukaryota; Metazoa; Chordata; Mammalia; Carnivora; Phocidae. The record is from RefSeq and is a predicted model, not a curated record.
CGUUAAACGUCUGCCUUCGGCUCGGGUCAUGAUCCCAGGGUCGUGGGAUGGAGGCCCGCAUCAGGCUCCCUGCUCAGCAGGAAGCCUGCACUUCUCCCUCUCCCACUCCCCCUGCUGGUGUUCCCUCUCUCGCUGUCUCUCUGUCAAGUAAAAUCUUCAAAAAUUAUUUUUUGGUUUUAUCAAAGCAAUAACUGACCAUAGUUUAAUCAAAAGUUCCUUUAAAAGGCUUAAAACAGGGACACCUGGACUGGCUAAGUUGGAAGCCCAUGUGACAUGUGAUCUUGGCGUCAUAAGUUCGAGCCUCCCUUUGGGUGUAGGGAUUGCUAAAAAAACAAAGUCUUAAAAAGAGUUUUUUGUUCCCUUAGCCCCAUCCCAAUGUAUGCAGACACCCACUUUUAAUUUGUAGCGUUUCUUAUGUAUCUCCACAUUUCUAAAUAGUAGUAUUAUCCUGCUAUCUUAAUUCAUCCUUUUAAGAAUCUGGACCUAUAGAUGAAGAUUUUAGUUCAUUUUAGUGCAUUUAUACCCUCUUCCCCUUCCCUUAAAUUCCCCAAGUAGUUUAGUUCAAUCUAGUGGUUGGGAAACUUCUGUAAAGUAGCCAGAUAGUAACUAUUCUAGGCUUUGUGGGUCAUAGAGUCUCUGCAGGGACUUCACAACCCUGCUGUCACGGUGCUAAAGCAGCAUGACAAUGUAACAGGUGGGCAUGGCUAUGUUCCAUUGAACUUCAUUUAUAAGAACUGGUGAAGUAUGCAAUUUACUGAUCAUACUUGCCAUGAUCACCGUGUGCCUUUGUUCACUGCUGAGCCAAGUGGCGUAGCACAUCUUUUUGUACCAUUUCUUGUUCUCGUGGAGGUUGAUUAUGUUUUCAGUUACUCAGAUUGAUUUGUAUCUCUGUCUUCCUCCACUCUGUAACUCUGUGAGAUCCUUCCCAGUACAGUUUCCCGCAGAAUCAGACGCUAUCUUUUCUGUUAUUUGCCCUCCACCCCCAGGGACACCCAUGUGGAACCUGCUGCUUUCCUGCACAGAUGGGGUGGGAAAAGUUUUCUGUCCUGCUUUGGAAGCCCAGCUUUCUGGAUCCUGUGUGUUCUUUUCUUAGAUUAUACAUGCUUGUUUGGGUAGUAUGUUUUCUCUGGUACCAUCCUGAGAAAGAACAUAUGGGAGGUAGGUUUUUUGAAACUUUGAAUGUUGAAAAUGUUUUUAAACUACACAGAAUCGAUAGUUUGGCUGGGUAUAGAAUUAUAGAUUGGAUAUCAUUUUCCUGCUGAAUUUGGAAAGUGUUGCUUCAUUGGCUUCUACCUUCCAAUGUGAUGAGAAGUCCAGUUCCCUUUGUAUGUAACCUUCUCUGGAAGCUUUUAGGAUUGUCUCUAUUUCAGGUGGUUUGUCAUUCGUUGGGCUGGGCACUUGAUGGAUUGGUUUCAUUCUGGAUACCUGUUUCUUCAUUAAAUCUACUGGUUUUUGAAACAUGUCAGCUGUUAUUUUUAAUUUCCCUUCUUUGAUUAUUGCAUUUUGUUCUCUUUUCAUAGAUUUAAUCUCUAAGGGAAAUUUAAUUUUUUUUUUUACAUUUUCUUCUGUUCCUUGUAUCUAAUUCCCUUUUAGAUUCCCGCUUUAGGUUAGUUUUUACCUUUUAAAAAAUAAUUUUAAAGGCUUUCCUCAAAUGUUGGGUGACUUUGGCAGGUCUGAUAUUCAAGAAUGAGACCCUAGAAAGCUUCUUGGAAUCAAUCCAGUGGUCACCUAAGAUGUGUGGGAUGAAGGGAGAUGAGACACUGCUUUCUCCUGUGCUGAGUUGGCCGUGGUGCUUCUGAAUGAGAGGGCCUUAUGCGGAAGUGGGGCUUGAAGAGCAUUCUAGAGAAGGGUGAAAGAUGAGAUGAAAUACCCUAUUGCAGGCUGACCGUAAGUCAGGGCUAGGUUAGGGAGGAGUUCCAUAGUUAGAAAUCAAAGACAGAUUUUGAUGUGGGCACUGCUGUUUCCUUCCAUAAAGUGUUUAAUCUAAAACAUGCCUCUUUCCAAAAGAUAUUUGAGGUAGACAGCAGUGAAGGAAUUCUUUUUUUUUUUCUAAAGAAUUUAUUUAUUUAUUUGACAGAGACAGCGAGAAAGGGAACACAAACAGGGGGAGUGGGAGAGGGAGAAGCAGGCUUCCCGCCUAGCAGGGAGCCCGAUGUGGGGCUCUAUCCCAGGACCCUGGGAUCACGACCUGAGCCGAAGGCAGACGCUUACGACUGAGCCACCCAGGUGCCCUGUGAAGGAGUUCUAAGUAGUCAAGAAUGAGCCAAAAAAAAGGAACAGGGAAGAGUAGGAAAAAACUCCUCUGUUGUCAUUAGGCCAAAAAUUGUGAGUGAGGGUCAUGGUCGGCUCUGUGUGUCCAAACAAGAAGGAAGGAGGGAAAAAGGACAAGGUCAGGAUGAGUGAACUAGAGGCUGUUUCCACUUCCUUGCGUGAGGAAGUAUCUAAAUAUUUCAAGAACUGUUUCCCAGGAGACCUUCUACAAGGGCGUUUGCUAAGUUGUAUACCAAACGGACAGGGAACUUUGAAAUGGCCCCUUCCUCAAACCUGGUAAAAGCCAGGGCGUGUCAUUGAAGUCUCAGGUACGCCACAAAAUGUUGCCGUUGGUGAUUCUGAGGUACCGCCCCUGCUUCUGUGGGCCACCUGUAGGUGUUGUGCACAUCCAGAGUCUGAGUGAGAAUGUGUGGACACGUGUGAGACCUACGCUUGAAUGGCCCAGGCACCCGACUGACUCUGCCCAUCUCCUUGGCACAGGCCGGCCUUGGCCCUCCUACAGCCCUGGGAGGCGGGGGCGGGGGGGGUACCCUUCAACAUAGGGAUUCUGGAGGACAACUCAGCCCAUAACGGGGUACACAGGGGUGUGCCACGUGCAGCCUUAGGUGGCCACAGGAGUCCCAGGCAGCCCUCCGUCUGUCGGUGUUCACACCACAGGCUCUGCAGGCUUGGCCUCAUGGCCUCGCGUCGGCCCCUCUCUCCUCGGGGCAGGAAGCCCAGCACCCCCUCAACCUGGAACCUGCAGGAGCCUCGCCCUGAAGAAAGCGGUCACUGAAGAGGGCGGUCCCCUAGCAGCUGGCUGGAGGAGGGUGGCCAGCAGAGGGCAGCGUGCGCAGGCUCCCUGGGAGAGCAGGUGGCCACGUGCCCUAGACGGCAUCUGCAUCCCACCAGCUGAGAGCUGGCCUCUAUGCUGGAGAAACCAGAUAGAGGAAAGGGUCUGAUUUCUUGGGAAAGGUGGGGAGCGGGGCAGGUGUUGGCAUCAGUGUAGGAGGCUGGCCCACUCUCUGGGCCGGGGCUGUCUUUCUCAGCAUGAGGCAGAGAUGCUGGAAGUCUUACCAGUCACCACCCGGCCAUAACGAACCCCCUGUCCUGGGCACUUGGCUUUCUGGGAAGAGAGUCUGCAGUUCUCCUUCCGCCUGCACUGGUCUCUGCAAAUGCCGCUGACCGGUGAGUUUAGGAAAUGUUGUCACCAAACGGUUUUGGUGUUAGCCUAUUUCAUGGUCAGCCCUUCUUUCUGGCCACAGGUGACAAAGCUGAUCGCCACCUGCAAGUGUCCCUGAUGUGAGAUCAGGGCCAGCACCAAGGGGAUGUCACCAUUGGCUUCUCUGUGGCAGGUGGGUGUGCGUCCAGUCCUGGGUUUGUUGACGGUGCAUGAAUGUGGCCCCUGACUUCUGGGAUCCUUGAGUCCUGCGGAGGGACCAGGCAAUAGGCUCCACGCCCAACAUGAGGGUCAGACUCAGACCCUGAGAUCCAGAGCUGUGCACUCCGCAGACUGAGCCCGCCAGGUGCCCCAGGGAGAUGCCUGUUUUACCGCCCGCCACAUCUUGGUUUGGACUCGCCACCUUCAGCUGCUCAACAGCCACCAUCUGGACUGCACGUGUGGAAGUGGAGACAGAAGUCCUAGUGCCGAGAGCCAGCUGAUGACGUGGAGGACUGGGAGGUGCCAGGCUCAGCGCCCAGAGGCUUAACUGUGUGAACUCAUUGGCUCCCCUCAAUCCUUUGAGGGAGAGUCGGUAAUAGCCCCACUUUACAGGUGAAGAAACUGAGACGCAGGGGCUUGGGAGCCUUGUUGUGGGUCACAGAGCUGGGAGGGAGGGAGCCAGGGCUCUGGCUAGAGGGGACAGACGCCUCCUCUCUCAUUCCAGUGUCGGAGGGUUUUAUGCCCCCAACCCCAGCCCCUCAUGGGCUCAAACCAGGCUUCUACCGGGCCCCAGGGAGCCUUCCUGCUGAGCAGGCGGAGCGGCCAUGGUGGGCAGCUGCUGGGAGCAAGGGGUGUAGGGGAGGCUGUUCACGUGAGGGCCAGGGCGCUGGGCGGGAUGGCAGCAGGGCCUGAGCCUGCUGAGUUGCCCCUGACGGUUUGCGAAAGCCCCCAGCCCGGGAGAGGCUUCCGUGCCAGAUAGCCAACGAGAGGCGCCCACGGCUGUUCCAGCUGGUGCCUCACCCCCGCAUGGCCCUGCGAUUUGUCCCAGGCUCUCCCCAGUGCCCCCAUUUCUCCCUAUUCAGUGCCCACCGUGGUGCCUGAAUCCAUGGCCACUCUCUCUAAGAUUCACGGCCCAGGGAAAUGGGCUCUACUUCCCGGUGGCAGGCCUGCAGGGAAGCUGUGGCCAUUUUUAAUCUACCGUGUAAGUAACUCAAAAUGACUUCAGUCUUGCUUAGUGAGAAGCAGCCCAGCUCCCCUUGAUGUCUGCAAAGGUGUCGCCUCCUGGUCACUCUCUGCUGUCCCACUGUGGUAUAGCAUGCAUGGCCCUCAUCCUCAGCCCAGGUCCCUGCACAGCCCCCUCCUCCCACCCCCAACCCCCUUCUCAUCUUCCCCACCCCCUGGGACUCACCCCUGCGUACUUAGUUUCAGUAAAUACUACCAUGGGCACAUCUCAUUCUACUUGCUAUUUUUUACCAUCAGCAUUAGUUUCAGGUCUCUCCAUCUUGAUUUUUGUAGAUCUUAGCUCAUUUUAAGUGCUCUAUUGGAUUCCUUUAUAAAUCGUCUCCUAUAUCACAUUUCAGUCUUUAAUUACACAUUGGUGGCACUUAGGCUGCUCCCAAGGCUUUGCAAACGUGUAAGAAAGUUCCUCUGAAAUUGUGGAUCAUGGAGGGCCACCAUACCCAGUCACUGUUCAUCCCCAGCGGCUCCCCCAAAUGACCCAAAGGUGGUGCUGGUAGCAGGGCGCAAGGAUUCCUGUUCACCCACAUCAUUGCUUAUAUCUGAUGCCAACCAAUCGUCUUCCUGUUGGCUGCUCUCGUUGACGGAAAAUGCAGACUGUCUCUUCAGACUCCUCCUGGGCAUUCACGGUCUCCCCACUGAGCAAUGCCCCAUCAGACCCUUUGCCCUUUGAUGUUUGGUCUUUCUCAUGAUGGCCCCUGGAUUUCCCAUAUAGUCUAGUUACUAAUCAUCAGAUUACAAAGAUUGCAAAGGUUUUUUCCUAUUCUGUCACCCAUUUGUAACAUUUGUCCAUGGUGUCUUUUUGUUCCAAGUGGAUUUUUUUUUUAAGUUUAUUUGUUUCACACAGAGAGAGAGAUUGAACACAAGUGUGGGGGAGGAGCAGAGGGAGGGAGAAGCAGACUCCCCGCUGAGUAGGGAUCGCAAUUCGGGGCUCGAUCCCAGGACCCCGAGAUCACGACCCAAGCUGAAGACACAUGCUUCACCGACUGAGCCAUCCAGGCGCCCCCCAAGUGGAUUUUUAAGAGAGAUAAUUACAUACGAUAAAAUGCAUAGAUCUUAAGUGUUCCAUCCAGUGAGUUUUGACUGAUGUCUACGCUCAGGUAUAGUUUGCAAGUGCCAUCUUCAAUACCGGGGAACCAAUCAUGCCUCCAUUUUUCUGCAUUAGGAAUUAGUAUUUUAUUAACCUUUUACUGAUCCGAUUUUGGCUCCUGCAUAACAUUUUUUGUGUGAGGGACGAAGUGCGCUGCCCGACUCGCGUCCGCCGCGGCUCGGGGCCGGCGCUCGGGCGCCCCCUGCCGCCCAUUGUGACGUCGGCCGCCGGCCAGAUCCCCGAGGCGGGCAGCGGCGGCGGGACCGAGCCCCUGGAGCCAUGGCCGAGACGCAGGAGCUGCUGCUGCAGCUGCAGAAGGACAACCGCGACGGCCGACUACGGAAGCAGGAGCUGGAGGAGCUGGUGCGCGGGCUCGAGGCCGAGAGCGAGAGCCUCACCGGGCGCCUGCAGGACCUGCGCGAGCGCGAGCGCAGCCUGCAGCGGAAGCGAAGCCAGGUGGCACGGAGCCUGCGCGGGGAGGCGCGCGAGGCGGCGCGGGAGCGCGUGGAGCGAGCGCGCGGGCUGCUGGAAGCGGCGGAGCAGCACCAGCAGGACUUGAAGCAACACAACCGACAGCUGCAGGAGCAGUGGGAAGAGCUGUCGAGUCAGCUCUUCUACUACGGAGGGGAACAACUGAGUCAGCAGCGCACCGAGCAGCAACUCGGGACCCAACUGAUGGCGUUGCAGAAACAACUGGAGCUGGUGGAGGCCAAGCACGCCAAGCAGGCGGAGAGCCUGCGGCAGGGCGCGCAGCGGACGGAGGAGGCCUGGGCCAGCUUUCAGGAGCAGAGCGGAGUCCUGCAGGAGCUGCAGGGAAAGGUGACGGAGGCGGCGGCUGCGCUGGACGCCUCGCGGGGCGGCCUGGAGCUGUGCGACUCCCAGCCUCGCCGGGAGCAGGACUGCGCGGGCUCGCUCAUGGAGGAGGUGGCCAAGGCCGACUGGACCCGGAACUCGUGGCGCCCCCGCCCCGGAGCUGAGCUAGACGCCGUUCCCUCCCUCCGCAGGAGAGGCGGCUUUUCACCGGCACUGGCAGGGCGGGCAUCAGGUGAGCAUGGUGGCAGGCGGCGGGCGCGCUGGGCUCGGGUCCAUCCCACGACUUACCCGCCACCUCCCCGCCGCCUGUCCGUCGGUCCUUGGGUCUGCAGGCUGUGGGUGCUGGGCGCGCUGCAGACGCUGCUCUUGCUCCCGCUCGGCGUCCUGGCGCUGCCGCUGCUCUACCUGACGCUCAUGAACCCCUUCGCCCUCCGCCGGGGACUCCCGCACUUUGUCUCGGACGCUGCCUUCCGCCGCCUGCGCUACACGCUGUCCCCGCUGCUCGAGCUGCGCGCGCGCGGCCUGCUGCCCGCCUAGCGCGCAUCACGCCGGCCGCGGCCGCCUGCACCUCUGUCUCCCGUGUGGUUUCUGGGCGCCUGGGUGGAGGCCGAGGGGGGACUCUCGGGGGUGGGUCAUGUGUCCCUUGGCCCAGCGGCCCUGGCACCUCGGGCUCAGUGGGUGCAGGGCUUUCCGGGCGGUUCUUGGAUUUGGAGAGGCUGCUCUGGGCGCCCGGUGGCGGAGCCCGCGACUCGGGCCUGAGCAGGGCGCGCCCUCGUCCGGCACCCGCGCCUUGGGGGGGGGGGCUCGCACCAAGGGUUUCCCGGGAGCCCUCCUAGGAGCCCCUUUCCUACAGUCCCUGCUGACGCACCAGAGCCAACUUGGAAGUUGGCCAGUAUCUUUUUGCUAAAUUUGCUUUUUCUGUGCUAGUGAGCCUUGGGGGCAGAGGAGCAGUCGGGGCAGGCCUUCUCCGUGGAGGUCCGUGGUUCCCCUGGCCCGGCUGCGUGGGGGUUGAGAUCCCCGCAGCAUCCUUUGGUUUUCUCGGGGCGGGUUGUUCGGGGCGCCGGCCUGGGCAUUCCUCUCCUGUGGUCCCCUUGCGGGGCGUGCCAGCUUUGCUGGCUGUGCGCGCUCACCACGGCGGUCUUCGUGGGGAAUCGGCUUUUUAUUUAGGUGAAGUGUUCUGCUUGGUGAAAAUGAUGAACCUUGAGUUUUUUUGUCUAAUACAGAUACUGUCCUACUUUUAUUCUUUACGUUUUUUGGUAGUGAAAUUGUUCUGUGUUGUGUCCUUUUUGCGGGUGCGCGUGCACACACAUCCACACCCAUCGACCCUCCCCCCACACACAGGUUUUUGCUGUGGUCUCCGAACAAUCGUUUUCUUAUUGAUGUGUAGGUACUUUUUCUUUUAGUCCUUUUGGGGUUAAAUUUGUUUAUGUAAUCCUGUGUAUAUAUUUCAUCAAAUUUAGGAAUCGUGUGCUGUGUCCUAAAAAAAAAAAAUCCAUUCUUGUCUAGGAGUCGUAAUAUUCUCAUACGUUAAAUACUUUUAUUUUUAUUUAGUUUUUUUUAGAUUUUUUAUUUUUUUUAAGAUUUUAUUUGUUUGACAGAGUAGACACAGCGAGAGAGGGAACACAAGCAGGGGGAGUGGGAGAGGGAGAAGCAGGCUUCCUGCCGACCAGCGAGCCCGAUGCGGGGCUCGAUCCCAGGACUCUGGGAUCAUGACCUGAGCUGAAGGCAGACGCUCAACAGCUGAGCCACCUAGGCACCCUUAUUUAUUUAUUUAUUUUUAAAGAUUUUAUUUAUUUAUUUGACAGAGAGACAGCGAGAGAGGGAACACAAGCAGGGGGAGUGGGAGAGGGAGAAGCAGGCCUCCCGUGGAGCAGGGAGCCCAUUGGCGGGGCUCGAUCCCAGGACCCUGGGAUCAUGACCUGAGCCGAAGGCACACGCUUAACCGACUGAGCCACUCAGGCGCCCCCAUUAAAUAUCUUUAAUUGGUGUAUUUUGUUUAUACAUUCAUUAUAACAUUUUGUUGCUAACCAUUUUAUUGAUUCAUGCAUAGAUGGGCAUUUGGGUUAUUUCCACCUUUUGGCUGUGGUGAAUAAUGCUU